UGGCGCAAUAGUUGCAAAACUCCUUGAAAAACAUUUAUAGGAAUUUUGGAAAACAUAACAUAACUUAAAUAGGCUUAAAAGUUAAAAGUUCAUCGGUAACAAAUCGUCUGGUCCCGGUCACUGCAGCUCGCCGUCCUGACUCACGAGUCUACUCUGUGCCCACUGCCCAGCGCCCAGCGGAAGAGCGGCCGCCCAGAUACUGAGGCAAGGCAAACCAUGAGUUUCUUCUUACACUGAGAAAACCCUUGGCUGACAAAAUGACUUCUGCAAAUCCAUCAUUAGCCAAGGAAAAGGUGGCUGGUCUUGUGAACGAUUUUCUGUGUGUUGAGGCCGUCGAGGAAGCACUAAACAGCUACCUGGUGCACCAUGAUGAGAAUGAGAACUCCAAGCUGCAGACCUUUGAGCAGGAGCUGUCACGGCUUCUGGUCAGCACACAGCAGGAGGAGCAGGAGCAAAUACUGCUGGCCUUUAUUGGUCAGGUGUCCGAGCAGUCGGGCAAGCGGAUGCGGAAGCUGCUCGCCGUUCUGGAGCGCUGCGUUCUCUCGGGAGCACUGCCUGCCAAGCUUCUGUGCGAUAACCUGCUCGAAAACAAACAGCUGGCCGUGAGCCGUCGAGACCUCUGGACGGAGACGUUCCUGCUGCUACGCAGAAUCGUCCACAAGGUCGACUACAAGGGCGUGCGCGAAAUAAUGAAGCUCUGCCUGGAUCGGGCUCGCCAGCUGCCGGCGGACAUUGGUGACGACAUGUCGGACCAGUUCCACGCCAUCUACGGCGUCAUACAGCACAUCUUCGACCGGGAGGCGGCCCUGCUGCCGGCCUACUUCAUCGUCAACGAGAUCAUGCGCUCCUACCCGGACUGCAAGGGGUUCCCGCACUGGAAGCUGGCCGGCCUGUUGGAGGGGUUCAUCGGAUCGUUCCGCAGCACGGCACAGAUGGUGACCAUCAUGGGACGCCAGUACAUGCUGCCCAUCGUCGAGCACGCCGUUCAGCCGGCCAACUCGUGGAAACUGGACCCCGUCACGCUGCGGUUCCAGGUGAAGGGAAACCUGCCGUACGAGCGGGCGGUGCUGCAGCCACAGAAGGCGCUCCUGAUGUACAUUGUGCGUCAGCCCUACAGCCGAGAGAUGGUCUGUUCCGUGCUCGGACUGCAGAAACAGCACAAGCAGCGCUGCCCGACUCUGGAAGACGUUCUCGUGGACCUGAUCGUGACUUCCAUGGAGCAACUGGAAGCCAACACCACGGACGACUUCCGGGAGCGGGCCGCCCAGCUGUGGCAACACAUCUCGGCUCAGCUCAUCUAUUUCGUCGUGUUCUACUUUGCCGACUUCUCCCAGCUGAUGUUGAAACUGCGCACUAAGCUGACGGGACGGAAAUGGGACAACAGCAGAGAUCACCUGAUGUGGAUUCUCCUUCACUACAUCUCCGGGAGCAUAUCAAAAAAUGCGCUGUCGGGCUUCCUGCCGCUGCUCGGCCUGCUGAAGGACCUGUACGCGGCAGACGCCGGCGCGGCGCCCGUGCCCGACUGGAAGCGCGCAGACGCCGCCAUCCAGAUGGCCGCCGUCAGCAUCUGGACGCACCUGCAGAAGAAGGCGCAGGCUGAGAAGGUGGAGCUGCCCAUGCGCGCGCUGCCCACGGCCCUCCAGCCGCGCCUGGAGCUGCUCCACCAGCUGGCCGCCAUGGGACGGCCCACGGCGCUCGAGCGCGACUUCCGGCUGGCGCUGGUCUGCAACGUGGAGAACAUGCAGAACGUGCUCACUGAGGCAAUCAUGGGCGGAGGUCAGCAGCGGACCACGGUCAGCAUGCCGGGCACCAACUGCACGGCCAGCGCGCCCACCCAGCCGCUCAGCAUGGCCAUGCUCGACUCGCUCACCAUCCACGCCAAGAUGUCGCUCAUCCACUCUAUCUCGCACCACAUCAAGAUGGCGCCGCAGCAGCACAAGAUGGGCGGCGCCACGGUGGCUCUGCCGCCGGCGCUGAUUGAGACCUACUCCCGGCUGCUCGUCUACCCCGAGAUCGACACGCUGGGCAUCAAAAACCUCACCAGUACCCUGCUGCCGACCGUGUUCAAGGCGCAGGCUCUGGGCAUCCUACACACUCUGCUGGAGAUGUUCUGCUGCCGACUGCGGCACGUGCAGCCCCACUACCGGCUCACCCUGCUCAGCACGGUGCACAGUCUGUCCAACGCUCCGCAGACCAACCAUACGCAGAUGCACCUCUGCCUGGAGAGCACUGCACUGCGCAUCAUUUCCGGUCUGGGCAACUCUGAGAUCCCUGCGCAGCUGGCGCGGUUCAUCAACGAGCCCAAGUCGAUCGUGUCGUCCGACUCUGAGGAGCUGAACCGGGCGCUGGUGCUGAGCAUAGUGCGCGCGCUACACAUCACAGGCUGCGACUCCCGGCCAGGUAACGACGGCGUCACGGGUCUGGUGUGGUGCCGCGAGAUCCUCAGCGCCGUGCUGCAGGCCACGCCGCACGGCUGGCCGCGACACACGCUCGAGCGGUUCCCGGCGCCCGUGCGCGAGCUAUUCGCCCAGUACGGCGGCCAGCGCGACGACAAACAGCAGCUCAAGAGCAUGGUGAAUGAGGAGUACCGCAAGUACAUGUCGAUGAACAACGAGAACGACAUAAUCGGCCACUUCACCAUCCAGGGACCGCAGCCGUUCUUCGUGUGCCUCCUGUGGCAGAUGCUGCUCGAGACCAACCGCAUCACCAGCAUCGCAUACAAGGUUCUGGAGCGCGGCGGUCCCAAGGCACUCACCGUACACAUCCGCACGUUCUGCGACUACCUGAUCCACGUGCUCAGCACCUCCACUGACGGCGCCUUCUUCAAGAAGUGCGUGGACGGCGUACACAAGCUGGUCUGGACGUACAACAUCGUCCCCAUCGACCGGCUCAUCCUCUGUCUGGUACUCCGCCCGAACGAGGCAAACGAGCUGCGGCUGUGCUCGAUCCUCAUCCAGCGGCUCAUGCUGACACCACCCUCUGAGUUCAUCGAGCGAGUGCGCAAGUUUGUCGCCGAGAACGACCCGCGCUACUGGGAGCAGGACAACUGGCACGAGAAGCACUUGGCGUUUCACUCGGCGUUCCCGGAGCGGUUCGCGCCCGACGACGUGCUGGCCGAACAACAGGGCAAGAGCGCGCAGACCUACCAGAGCCUGCCGGUCUACUUCAGCAACGUGUGCCUGCGCUUCCUGCCCGUGUUCGAUCUGAUGAUCCAGCGCUUCCUCGAGUGCCCGCACAUGCUCGGCGACUCGAUCGGACUCAUCCUGGACCAGAUGGGCAGUCUCUACAAGUUCCACGAGCGGCCGGUGACGUUCCUCUACAACACGCUGCACUACUACGAGCGGCCUCUCUCCGAGCUGCCCAACAUCAAGCGCAAGCUGGUGACGGUGGUGAUCCAGUCGCAGGCGGACGUGCGGCCCAAGGGCUGGUGCCUGACGGAGGAGUUCGAGACGUACCUGAGCAGCGCGCCCGCCGCCGAGGAGCGCGGCGACGCGCCGUGGCGGCCGCAGCUCGACUACUACCGCCGGCUGCUCGACCGGCUGGUGGACACGCUGGCAGAGCGGCCCGCCUUCCCCAGCCUCGAGUGGCGCUUCAACGAGUUCCCCAACGCCAGCGCGCACGCGCUCUACUGCAGCUGUGUGGAGCUGAUGGCGCUGCCGGUGGCGCCGGCAGAGGCCGUCUCCAGCCUGCUGGAGGUACUGCUCACUGGGUACGUGACGGUGCCGCGCGCGCAGCUGUCGAGCUGGUUCAACGCGCUGGGCGUGCUGCUGGCCUGGCUGCCGGAGCCGUACUGGCGCGCGCUGACGGAGCGCGUCCUCUCGGCGCUGUCCGCCCUGCCGGCCGACGCCGACCCGUUCGAGGAGCUGCGCCUGGAGGCGCGGCUGGCCGUCCUGCAGUGCACUGAGCCGCUGCUGCUGCUGGCCGCAUCGCACGCCUUCUGGAACCACGCCACGCAGGGCCAGAUCGCUGCGCUCCUGGCGGGCCUGCGCACCAGACUGCGCGAGACGGUUCGCACCGAGACCCAGUUCAUAUACGUGUGCCACCUGGUGGCGCCGUUCCUGGACCGUCUGAACACGACGUCCGUGUUCGAGCUGACCAAGACGCUGUACGACAUGUUGGAGGAGGUGGACCGGGCCAGCGGAGAGCUGCGCUACAUAGACGAGAUCAGCGAUCUGCUCUACCACGUCAAGUACAUGCACACGGGCGACUCGACCAAGGCGGAGGCGGAGCGGGUCAUCCGCGCGCUGCGACCCGCCCUGCAGCUGCGGCUCCGGUUCAUCACACAUCUGAACCUGGAUGAGAUCCCUGGGCUGGACGAGCAGCAGCAACAGCAGCACCAUCAACUUCAGCAGCAACAACAGCAGCAGCAGCAGCAUCAUCAACAGCAGCAACAGCAGCAGGAUCAGCAGCAACAGCAGAAACAACAGCAGCAGCAACAACAACAACCACAGCAUCACCAGCAGCACCAGCAGCAUCAGCAGUCCAUGCUGCAGCCGUCGCCAGUCUCCCAGUGACGUCAUUAUGUGGCUCCAGCUGGCCGUCACGGGCAGCGGCGGGCCUGACCCAGUGGUGGUAUAAUGCCCGCGGACCUGUGCUACGGAUAGAGCCGCGACCACGGGCACGCUGCCUCAUAACAAUGCCAACUCAGCAGCUGCAGUCGUGACUGCCGAGUGUUCAGGGUGGGUGCCGCUCCUUUUGUAUUCAUUUGUUCAUUCAUCCUGUCUUUGCGCCUCAGUCGAAGUGUUUGCGGUGUGUUAACGAUGUCGCGUGAUGUAUGUAUUUUUGUACGCGAAAAGGUGUGUGAGUUCGGUGUGUCUGCUGAGCUUGUUGUCGCGUUGUGCGUGCCCCAGUGAGGUGUGCGGUCGGAUCUCAGCGCUGCCUGUGGCCGCCCCACCGUCCGUCAGAAGUUUCCGGAAUGGAGAAACAAGGGGUGUGACACACUUACGAAGACUAUCGUGUGUGAGUUUUAGACCUGAAUUGAUGUAAAUGUUAUCCGCCAAUUUAUUUUCACUGUUGGUUUUGUAUUAAUAGCUAUGUCGGAUACGGUACGGCCCGUGACACGAGAUGCGUUGUCCAUUAGCUAUUAACAGAAUGUUUCAAGUGAAACAUUCUGUUGUUAGCUAAUGAUCCACCGGUGGAAUGGUCAUGCAUAUGCUGAUUGUGUCAUCCUUUUUUUUCUUGAAAACCGCCUGGAAAGUCGUGACGACGGGCAAGUCUCGAUACAUCUGAUUUGCCAUAUCUUGUUCUGUUGGUACGCAUGGUCUGGGAAUGACAGUACUGUGCUAUGUUUGUGGCCACUGUCCCGUUCCGGCGAGCCAUCACUGACGAACAGCCAGUUCCGUAGUGAUGCCGAACGGUCGGCAUCCAGCAUCUUCACCGAGCCGGUGAACGGUGCAAAUACACUGUUGUUAAUAGA
Amphibalanus amphitrite is the source of this 5416-nucleotide messenger RNA. Its product is annotated as mediator of RNA polymerase II transcription subunit 23-like. Gene Ontology annotation, biological process: positive regulation of gene expression; regulation of transcription by RNA polymerase II. The record is from RefSeq and is a predicted model, not a curated record. Gene Ontology annotation, cellular component: mediator complex; transcription regulator complex. The transcript is spliced from 22 exons. NCBI's taxonomy places the organism in Eukaryota, Metazoa, Arthropoda, Thecostraca, Balanomorpha, Balanidae. The coding region runs from base 258 to 4514 and encodes 1418 amino acids.